Molecule: messenger RNA, 1296 nt
Organism: Diplodia corticola
Lineage: Eukaryota; Fungi; Ascomycota; Dothideomycetes; Botryosphaeriales; Botryosphaeriaceae
Product: calcium proton exchanger
Exons: 4
Coding region: 1-1296 (431 amino acids)
Biological process (GO): calcium ion transmembrane transport; intracellular calcium ion homeostasis
Cellular component (GO): fungal-type vacuole membrane
Molecular function (GO): calcium:proton antiporter activity
Source: RefSeq, a predicted model, not a curated record
AUGCCGCACCCCGAGAACGGCACCAACGGCGACGCCCUGCCCACCGAGCACACCGCUCUGCUCCCCAACCAGCCCAAUGGCAUCCACCACCAGAAGGUUUGGGGCGAGGAUGAUGGCCGCUCCUACGUGCGCGUGCCUCUGCACAUCGCCUACACAACCUGGAUGAUGCUGGCCAGCAACUACGUCAACGUCCUGCUGGUCUUCGUCCCGCUUGGAAUCAUUGCCGGCGUUCUGGACUGGUCCCCGACUUCCGUCUUCGUGCUCAACUUCAUCGCCAUCAUCCCGCUCGCCGCUCUGCUGAGCUUCGCGACCGAGGAGCUGUCAGCCAAGCUUGGCCAGACCAUCGGCGGUCUGAUGAACGCGACUUUCGGCAAUGCCGUCGAAUUGAUUGUCUCCAUCGUGGCUCUGAAGAAUGGCGAGAUACGAAUUGUCCAGUCCAGCAUGCUGGGCAGCAUCCUCUCAAACAUCCUUCUCGUCCUCGGCUGCUGCUUCCUCGCCGGCGGCAUCCACCACCGUGAGCAGCGUUUCAACGAGACGGUUGCCUCUACCAUGUCGUCCCUUAUGGCUGUCGCUAGCGCUUCACUCAUCAUCCCGGCAACUCUAUACGCUGCCCUGCAGUCCUCCAAGUCCAAGAGCGAAGAUCACAUUCUGAUCCUCUCACACGGAACUGCAGUGAUUUUGCUCAUCCUGUACAUCAUGUACCUCUACUUCCAGCUGAAGUCUCACUCGGAUUUCUUUGAUGCCGAGGCGCAGGAAGAGGAAGAGCCUGAGGAGCACAUCCUGGGCCCCGUUGCUGCUGCUGUUUCGCUGCUCGUCAUAACCGUAAUCGUUGCCGUCUGCGCCGAAUACCUCGUCGACAGUAUCGACUCCAUUGUCCAGACCGCUCACAUCUCCAAGACCUUCAUCGGCUUGGUUUUGCUUCCGAUUGUCGGAAAUGCGGCUGAGCACGUAACGGCUGUGGUCGUCGCCUACAAGGACAAGAUGGAUUUGGCUAUCAACGUCGCCAUUGGCAGCUCCAUGCAGAUUGCGCUCUUCGUCACUCCUUUCAUGGUUCUUCUGGGCUGGAUCAUGGACAAGCCCAUGACCUUGCACUUCCAAACCUUUGAGACGGUGGUUUUCUUCCUCAGUGUCCUGGUUGUCAACUACCUUAUCCAGGACGGGAAGAGCAACUACCUCGAGGGCGCCAUGUGCAUUGGUACCUACAUUAUCAUUGCUUUGGCUUUCUUCGUCUACCCCGAUGACGCCGGCGACAUCACCAAUUUCUUCCAGGCUCUCAUUGGGAGCUCCUCGACUUGA